This is a messenger RNA of Paramecium pentaurelia, 2234 nucleotides long. The record is from the annotation of a GenBank genome assembly. NCBI's taxonomy places the organism in Eukaryota, Ciliophora, Oligohymenophorea, Peniculida, Parameciidae.
AUGGAAGAACCUAAAGGGAUUGUUCGUCAUAUAUAGACAUUGCAAGAUCCACAAUUAUCUAGAUCAUAUAGAGGACAUGAAAAAACAUAUUGUCUAUCAUUUGAUCCAUAAAUGAGAUAAUUAGCAUCUGGAGGAAAUGAUUCAAUAAUAUAUGUCUAUAGUUUCAAACCAUAAGGAAGACCAUUUAAAUUUAAUGGUCAUAAAGGAGCAGUUUACAGUGUUUAAUUUUCACCUGAUGGUUAAAUAAUUGCAAGUGGUGGAGAAGACAGGACAAUUCGUUUAUGGAAGAAUUCUGUGUAAUUUGAUAUUAAUAUGAAUUUAAUAGUUUAGGAAAGUGUACAGCAAUUAAAGGACAUAUUGGUAGUGUUAGAUCAUUAUCAUUUUCUUAAGAUAGCAGUAUGAUAGUAUCAUCAUCAGAUGAUAAAACAAUUAAGGGAUGGAAUGUAUUAAAGAAUAAUUUUAUGUUCUCAUUGGCAGGACAUACUAAUUGGGUUAGAUAAGCUAAAUUAUCUCCAGAUUCUAGAUUAGUAGUUUCUGGUUCAGAUGAUUCAACAGUUCGUUUAUGGGAUGUUAAUUUAUCAAAAGAAUUAUAGAAAUUCAAAUGUGAAGAUUCAAUAUAUUCAAUUGAUUGGAUUAGUGAUGGAACUACUAUAUGUGCAGGUUAAAUGGAUGGAAAAAUUAAAUUAUGGGAUGCUCGUUCAAUGAGAUUAAUAUAAUAUUAUGAAUGUAGUAAAAAAUCAGUUAAUACAAUAAAUACUCAUCCUAGUGGUAAUUUUCUAUUAUCUGGUGAUGAUGAAAGCAAUUUAAAAAUAUUUGAUUUAAGAUAAGGAAGAUUAGCAUGGUCAUUAUAUUCCCAUUCUUAACCAAUUAAAUAAGUAUAAUUUAAUUAUGCAGGUGAUUAUUUUGCUUCAGCUGGAUUAGAUUCAAAUGUUUUAGUUUGGUAAUCUAAUUUUGAUGAAAAUAUGAAGCCUUGUAAUGUUAUUAAUUUUGUAGAUAAGAAUUUAUCAAAUAAUGAUUCAUAAACAUUAUCAUCUUCAAAUUAAUUUAAGGUUCCUUAAACUACAUUUAAAGCUAAUAAAUAAUAAAAUAAAAUNUUAUCAAAUACUAUAUACAAUUAUUUAUAUAAUUUAAAUUCAAAUUAAUGGAAGAACCUAAAGGGAUUGUUCGUCAUAUAUAGACAUUGCAAGAUCCACAAUUAUCUAGAUCAUAUAGAGGACAUGAAAAAACAUAUUGUCUAUCAUUUGAUCCAUAAAUGAGAUAAUUAGCAUCUGGAGGAAAUGAUUCAAUAAUAUAUGUCUAUAGUUUCAAACCAUAAGGAAGACCAUUUAAAUUUAAUGGUCAUAAAGGAGCAGUUUACAGUGUUUAAUUUUCACCUGAUGGUUAAAUAAUUGCAAGUGGUGGAGAAGACAGGACAAUUCGUUUAUGGAAGAAUUCUGUGUAAUUUGAUAUUAAUAUGAAUUUAAUAGUUUAGGAAAGUGUACAGCAAUUAAAGGACAUAUUGGUAGUGUUAGAUCAUUAUCAUUUUCUUAAGAUAGCAGUAUGAUAGUAUCAUCAUCAGAUGAUAAAACAAUUAAGGGAUGGAAUGUAUUAAAGAAUAAUUUUAUGUUCUCAUUGGCAGGACAUACUAAUUGGGUUAGAUAAGCUAAAUUAUCUCCAGAUUCUAGAUUAGUAGUUUCUGGUUCAGAUGAUUCAACAGUUCGUUUAUGGGAUGUUAAUUUAUCAAAAGAAUUAUAGAAAUUCAAAUGUGAAGAUUCAAUAUAUUCAAUUGAUUGGAUUAGUGAUGGAACUACUAUAUGUGCAGGUUAAAUGGAUGGAAAAAUUAAAUUAUGGGAUGCUCGUUCAAUGAGAUUAAUAUAAUAUUAUGAAUGUAGUAAAAAAUCAGUUAAUACAAUAAAUACUCAUCCUAGUGGUAAUUUUCUAUUAUCUGGUGAUGAUGAAAGCAAUUUAAAAAUAUUUGAUUUAAGAUAAGGAAGAUUAGCAUGGUCAUUAUAUUCCCAUUCUUAACCAAUUAAAUAAGUAUAAUUUAAUUAUGCAGGUGAUUAUUUUGCUUCAGCUGGAUUAGAUUCAAAUGUUUUAGUUUGGUAAUCUAAUUUUGAUGAAAAUAUGAAGCCUUGUAAUGUUAUUAAUUUUGUAGAUAAGAAUUUAUCAAAUAAUGAUUCAUAAACAUUAUCAUCUUCAAAUUAAUUUAAGGUUCCUUAAACUACAUUUAAAGCUAAUAAAUAAUAAAAUAAAAU